This is a messenger RNA of Galeopterus variegatus (Sunda flying lemur), 1087 nucleotides long. Its product is annotated as transmembrane protein 8A-like. Lineage: Eukaryota; Metazoa; Chordata; Mammalia; Dermoptera; Cynocephalidae. The record is from RefSeq and is a predicted model, not a curated record. The transcript is spliced from 4 exons. The coding region runs from base 1 to 1074 and encodes 357 amino acids. Gene Ontology annotation, cellular component: plasma membrane.
AUGGCCCAGCCCUUGUCCCGGCCCCUCGUCCUAUCCCGAUCCCGGCCUUGGCCCCCGGCCCCGCCUUCGCCCCGCUUCCCAAAUCGGCCUCAGUCCCGGCCUGGGUCCCAGCGAAUGCCAAGGUCCGGGUCCCUACCCAGGUUCCCCCUCCGGUCCCAGUCUCUGCCCCGGGCCUGGCCCCUAUCCCCGCUUGGGCCCUCGUACCAUACCCUGUCACAAAUCCCAGCACAGCCCCUGUCCCAACCCCAUUCCCAGUGUUUGCUUAAACCCCUGGCCCAACCCCAGCCAUUGCUCCAGUCCCCAUCACAGCCCCUCCUUCCAUCCCAUGCCCUGCCCUUGUUCAAGCCCCAGUGCCCAGCACAACCCAACCUCUUAUCUCAGCCUUUGCCCUCAUCUCUGUGUUUACACAAGUCUCUCCCACUAGCUGCCCCCCUCUCUCAUACUCUGCCCCUCUCCCAGCCUCGGCUCAGGUCUGGGCUCCAGCUGCCGCCAGCCCUAUUGCUGCUGUUGCUGUUCUCUGUCCUUGGCCCAGCGGCUGGAGGCCUUUUCCUGACUGAUUACUCCACCUGCUCACCCCGCAAGCUGAGUCCUUUCCGCUCCUUUGCCAGCACCGAGCUCUUCCACUUCCAUGUUCCCGAGGAUACGUUUCUGGCUGUUUGGAACCUCAUCAUCUUCAAGGAGCAGGGGGGAACCUUUGGGGACCACUGCCCAGACCAAAGUGUGACUGUGUAUUUCCGGUCCGGGGCACCCCCUGUCAUCAAUCCCCUGCAUACACACUUCCCAGGGGACACAGCUGUGCCUGGGGUUUUCUCACUGACCCUCAGCUGGACACUGCCCAACCGCACCUCAGGCAUCUUUAACGUCAGCAGCCCCUUGCCUGGGGACUGGUUCUUGGCUGCCCACCUUCCCCAGGCCCACGGCCACAUCUCUGUCAAGGGUCUCCAGGAUGAGUGUCAGUACCUCCUUCAGCCGCAGCUGAUUGUCCGGCGUUUGCUGGAUGUUGCAGUGCUGGUUCCUGGCCGUCCCUCAGAGCAGACCCUCUCCCCCCACAAUCGCUCAGCCCUGUACAAGUAAGUCGAAUACUCCC